AAACGCACAGCCGUUUAGCAGUUUCUGCCUGCGCUUCUUUGUUCUCUGUUGUGCUUUCCUUCACUGGCUACCUUACUUCUCUUUCUCACCGGAAAGCAAUAACGACGGUUCUAUCAGUUCCAAAGUUUCACUAUGCUUUCAGGUUCAACCACUGGGAGUUACUCGCAACUUAGAGUCGCACAUUUCCACAAAAGGCCAGUUCCAGGUUUGAGAGGAGGGAAGCUGCAACCUUCUAAUGCAAGGUUCUCUCUGAAGUAUAAAGUUUCCUGCAAACUUACUGAGUUGGGAGAUGAUUCAUGCUCGUCAAAGGAACUCGAAAAGAGUAAACCUUUGGUUAAGAUGUGUGGCAUUACAUCAGCUAAAGAUGCUGCUAUGGCAGCCGAAGCUGGUGCAAAUUUUAUUGGAAUGAUUAUGUGGCCAAACUCAAAACGUUCUGUUUCACAUUCUGUUGCAAAGGAGAUAUCAAAAGUUGCAAGAGAUUAUGGAGCAGAGCCUGUGGGAGUAUUUGUGGAUGAUGAUGCAGACACAAUAUUAAGAGCUUCUGAUGCAUCGAACCUUGAAUAUGUGCAGCUCCAUGGAUAUGGUUCUCGGGUAGCUUUUCCAUCUUUAAUUCAGGAAAAUCAUGUAAUAUAUGUUCUACAUGCAAAUGGGGAUGGGAGCCUUUUAAACACAAUUUCUGAUGAAGAAUGUUCUCUAGUUGAUUGGCUUCUUGUAGAUAGUGCAAAGGGUGGCAGUGGCAAAGCAUUCAAUUGGGCCCAGUUUAAACUACCAAAAAUCAGAAGCAAGUAUGGUUGGCUCUUAGCAGGAGGGAUCAAUCCUGAGAAUGUUUCUGAGGCUCUAUCUACUCUCAAACCUGAAGGGGUGGAUGUCAGUAGUGGCAUUUGUGCAUCAGAUGGCAUCCAGAAGGAUCAAUCAAGAAUAGCUUCCUUCAUGAAUGCAGUGCAUUCUGUUCAGUAUUGAUUCACCUUAAAUUAUUAUGAACCUCGAGAAAGGAAAUGUUGUAAUUAACCACAUAAUGUCUUGUUACAGUUUUCUUUUCUUGUACCAAAAAUUGAGAUCUACAUCAAACUUAAACCAACAAAGCUGAAUUUGAAAACAAAAACUGGUGGACAUGAGACACGAGUUGUGGCUCA
Messenger RNA from Gastrolobium bilobum, 1133 nucleotides. Its product is annotated as N-(5'-phosphoribosyl)anthranilate isomerase 1, chloroplastic-like. NCBI's taxonomy places the organism in Eukaryota, Viridiplantae, Streptophyta, Magnoliopsida, Fabales, Fabaceae. Gene Ontology annotation, molecular function: phosphoribosylanthranilate isomerase activity. Bases 133 to 960 code for a protein of 275 amino acids. The record is from RefSeq and is a predicted model, not a curated record. The transcript is spliced from 5 exons. Gene Ontology annotation, biological process: L-tryptophan biosynthetic process.